This is a messenger RNA of Myzus persicae (green peach aphid), 1035 nucleotides long. It is a transcript of the gene eca, whose product is annotated as transmembrane emp24 domain-containing protein eca. NCBI's taxonomy places the organism in Eukaryota, Metazoa, Arthropoda, Insecta, Hemiptera, Aphididae. Gene Ontology annotation, cellular component: endoplasmic reticulum-Golgi intermediate compartment; COPII-coated ER to Golgi transport vesicle; Golgi apparatus. The transcript has 5 exons. The coding region runs from base 246 to 893 and encodes 215 amino acids. Gene Ontology annotation, biological process: intracellular protein transport; Golgi organization; endoplasmic reticulum to Golgi vesicle-mediated transport. The record is from RefSeq and is a predicted model, not a curated record.
ACCAUAACAUUACGGACAUUAUCAAUAGUUCAAUGUUACGAACGAAAAAUAUUUGAAUGACGUAUUCAUUAUUUCUCGAUAACCAACAUUGUUUCUAAGUUCAUAGUAUACACACCGCCGAAAUAAUAAUUACUGUAAAAACUACAAAGCUAAGAUUCGUUCAUUUACGUUAGGUAUAAAUUAAUUUUGUUGAAAUACCUAUUAUUCUAUUCUAGUUUGAUGUUUAGGCUUAAAGCUUAAAGAAAAUGAUUUACUAUCCCUUUUUCCUAUUAAGUGCAUAUUUGUUGAGUUCAGUUCAAUGUUUGUAUUUCCAUAUUGGCGAAACAGAACGUAAAUGUUUCAUCGAAGAGAUUCCUGAUGAAACCACCGUAGUCUCACAUUAUAAAGUAGAACUCUUUGAUGUGAGGACCGGUGGUUUCACUCCACCAACCCCUGGCAUUGGUAUGAACGUUGAAGUCAAAGAUCCAGAUAUGAAAAUAAUUUUAUCCCGGGUUUACAGUUUCGAAGGUAAAAUAUCAUUUACAUCUCACAUACCUGGUGAGCACAUUAUAUGUUUGUAUUCCAAUACUACUGCAUGGAUUGGAGGAACACAAUUGAGAGUCCAUUUGGAUAUCCAAGUUGGUGAUCAGGCUAUUGAUUAUGCUCAAGUAGCUCAAAAAGAAAAACUUUCAGACUUACAACUCAGGAUCAGACAACUAGUGGAACAAGUUGAACAGAUCAUCAAGGAACAAAGCUAUCAAAGAUUCCGGGAGGAGAGAUUUCGUCAAACCAGUGAGAGUACCCAUCAACGAGUUUUCUGGUGGUCACUUUCACAGUUAUUCAUACUUUUGAUCAUGGGUUUCUGGCAAAUGCGUCACUUAAAAAGUUUCUUUGAAGCUAAAAAACUUGUUUAAAUUAAUAAUUGAAUGUUUUAACAAAAAUAUAAACCCAUCCUCAAAUGUAUUUUUGUACAUUUUGUAUAUACCAUAAAAAAAUGAUGUACUCUUUAUAACUAUUAUUAAUUCAUGAUUUUUCUGAAUAUAUGAAUGGUUAGAA